Molecule: messenger RNA, 1913 nt
Organism: Fundulus heteroclitus (mummichog)
Lineage: Eukaryota; Metazoa; Chordata; Actinopteri; Cyprinodontiformes; Fundulidae
Gene: htra1a
Product: HtrA serine peptidase 1a
Exons: 9
Coding region: 1-1431 (476 amino acids)
Biological process (GO): proteolysis; positive regulation of apoptotic process; programmed cell death
Cellular component (GO): extracellular region
Molecular function (GO): serine-type endopeptidase activity; protein binding
Source: RefSeq, a predicted model, not a curated record
AUGCUUUGGUCCUUCUUGCUGUGCGCGGCCGCGGCGUCUUUGCAGGCGGACGCGCAGCCCUCCAGUCGCUAUGUUGUCGGAUGCCCCUCUGUGUGCAACAAAUUUAUGUGUCCACGUCUGCCGGCGGACUGCCCCGGGGGUCAAGCCCUCGACGUCUGCAAGUGCUGCACGGUGUGCGCGUCCGGCGAGGGCGAAGCCUGCGGCGGCGGCGGGGGCAAGCUGGGCGACCCGACGUGCGGAGACGGGCUAGAGUGCUCCGUCUCCGGCGGGGUGGCGUACAGCGCCACGGUGAGGAGGAGAAGCAAGAGCGGGAUGUGCGUGUGCAAGUCCACCGAGCCGGUCUGCGGGAGCGACGGCGUGUCCUACCGGAGUAUCUGCGAGCUGAAGAGGGUGAGCCGGCGGGCGCAGAAGCUGCAGCAGCCACCUGUCCUCUUCAUUCAGCGGGGAGCCUGCGGGAAAGCUCAGGACAAUCCAGACAGCCCCAGGCACAAAUACAACUUCAUCGCCGACGUGGUGGAGAAAAUCGCUCCCUCUGUGGUUCACAUUGAACUUUUCCGCAAGAUGACUUAUUCCAAGCGGGAGGUGGCUGUGGCCAGUGGCUCUGGUUUCGUCGUGUCAGAAGAUGGCCAGAUUGUGACCAAUGCCCACGUUGUGGCCAAUAAACACAGGGUGAAAGUGGAGCUGAAGAGCGGCGCCUCCUACGACGCCAAAAUCAAAGACGUGGACGAGAAGUCAGACAUAGCCCUCAUCAAGAUUGAUGUGCCGACUAAACUUCCUGUACUGUUGUUGGGCCAUUCCUCUGACCUGAGGCCGGGGGAGUUUGUGGUCGCCAUCGGCAGCCCGUUUUCCCUGCAGAACACGGUCACUACGGGAAUCGUCAGCACCACUCAGCGAGGAGGCAGAGAACUCGGUCUUCGCAACUCCGACAUGGACUACAUUCAAACGGACGCCAUUAUCAAUUAUGGUAACUCUGGAGGGCCUCUGGUAAAUCUGGAUGGCGAAGUGAUUGGGAUCAAUACGCUCAAGGUGACCGCUGGCAUUUCCUUCGCCAUUCCUUCAGACAAGAUUCGACAGUUUUUGGCAGAGUCAUAUGACAGGCAGUCCAGAGGGAAAGAAGAUGCCAAAAAGAAAUAUAUUGGAGUGAGAAUGAUGACUCUUACAUCAUCGCUAGCCAAGGAGCUCAAAACUCGACAUCGUGACUUCCCUGACAUCACCUCAGGAGCCUAUGUGAUGGAGGUCAUUGCAAAAACGCCGGCUGCAAUCGGUGGACUCAAAGAGCACGAUGUCAUCAUCUCCAUCAACGGCCAGAGGAUUUCCACAGCGACUGAUGUCAGCACUGCCAUCAAAAGCCACGAGACCUUGAAAGUAGUUGUGCGCCGCGGCAACGAGGACGCCAUCCUCACCGUUGUUCCAGUAGAGAUUGACCCUUGACCCUCCAUAGGAGCUGGAGUUCAGUUUAACUUAUCAUCCAGGGGACCUUAUGUAGGAGGGAUCUUCAGCUGACGCGCCCCCCUGUGGCCAAAGGCCCAGUGGCACCUUGCAUCCGGGCAAAACUCCUGACUUUGCCUUGAAAGGAACGACUGUACAGACGCUCUAAAAGCAGCGCUGUGCUUUGUUUUAUCUGUUUGUGUUUUCACUUUUAGCCCCUAAUGCUUCUGUCAAUGCUACUACUGUUUAAUCAAAAACAUUAAAAAAAACAUUGGUAAUUGUCUUGUUAGUUGUCUUUUUAAUAUGGACUUCAGCUCAGUCAGACCCUCCGCUUUAUUAUAAAGCAAUGUAGAAACUCGCUGAGCAGAUCGGAUUUGUACGAUUGUUGUUUUCUAGACUCCUAUUUCCAAGUACUGUAGAAUGUUUUAUGUGAUGUAUACCGAGAAGACAAUAAAGGGUUUACCAACGUUUGUUUGGACAUUUGG